Molecule: messenger RNA, 2166 nt
Organism: Cladocopium goreaui
Lineage: Eukaryota; Dinophyceae; Suessiales; Symbiodiniaceae
Source: the annotation of a GenBank genome assembly
CGCCGCAAAAGAACCGUGCCGGGCCGGGAUUUGGCAAUUUCCGAACUCAGCGCGCAACAAAGUUGUGCGACGCUGGUGAUGCGACAUGGAUUCCGACACAGAUGAUGACAGCGACAAAGAAGCUCUGCUGGCCACUGCUACCACGACAGCGACAGCGGCAACCAACGGAACCAACGGCGCCUCUUCCGCGGCCGAGGUGAAAGGCCUGAACCCAGUGACGGUCGUGCGUAGAUGUACCGAUUGCUUUUGGAUUGUCCCUUUUCUCCUGAACUGCGCGAUGUGUGGUGUCAUCACCUGGCAUUCGGAUAUGCAUGCCAAUCUCAGUGCACUGUUUCGACUGCCAGAUUUUAUGGGACACGACUGCGGUGGCCGCUUCCGAAUGGACAAGCCAUAUCUGUAUUUUUGCAUGGAAAAACCGAGCGAGCACAUCUUCAAUGAGAAGAACAAAAGUCUUGAUUUGACACAUCCCAUCUGUGUCAGCAAGUACACAAAGGCUUACAAAAGGCCGCUCUACAGAUGUCUACUCCGGUGGCGAGCUGACGAAACGUUCAAUACGUCGAGCCUUUGCUAUGUGGGUGGAAAUACCAAUUCUUCAGAUGCAUGGGAAUGGGUUCAAGAUUACCCGUCUCAACCCUUAGCAGGCUGCAUUUGCAGGCCGCACAUCCACUUUGCUGUUAACCUGUACAAAGACUACGAUAAAGCUUUGACCACGGCUCCGCCCAACUUGACCGUGUUGCUGUACAUUCGGAACUGGCCCAUCUAUAUGCUCUCAAUUUUUGUCUCGAUUUGUUUCUCUAUCGCCUAUAUCUUGAUGCUCUCAAAGUGUGCUCGAAUUUUGAUUUGGAUUUCUUUCCUCGUGGUGGCUGUUGCUUCCGGACUUAUGUGUAUCUUCUUUUCGUAUCACUUCAACACCGGCUACUUCAAAGACGUUGUUGGGCACCGGGCUGGAGAUCCUAUAGACUUGAUGCGUGGCGUUGGGACAUUCAUCGUCUUUGUCUUCAGUGUUUGUCAAAUGUGUUCCUUGCGCUCAUCACUGGACAGCGCGGGACGAGUUUUAGAGUUGGCAUGCCAAUGCGUCCUGUCGACCCCCAGUUUGGUUUUAAUGCCGUUGAUCCUGGCCCUACAACGUACCUGGCUGUUGUGCUGGUGGCUGAUUGUGAUCGGGAACUACUUUACCAGCGAGCUGCAGAAUGGGGAAACGAGAGUGAAACAUGCUGUCUACGGCACCACGAAGCAAUGGGAAUAUGUCGUCAUCUUUCCGACCAUCAACAAAGUCUAUGCUGUGAUGUUUACCUUCGGUUUGCUCUGGUUCAACGAGGUCAUCACAGCUGCCGCCACCUUUGUGAUGUACUUCACCGGCCAAGUCUGGCAGCUCCUCAACAACAGCAAGAAACAGCAAGUCCGUUGUCGGACGGUGCGGGGCUACUGCAUCAUGAUACGCUAUCACUGUGGCACUGUGGCAUUGGCGGGUUUCCUGCAACUCUUCUUGUAUCCGCUCCAUAUCACCUUGGGUUUCUUCGAGGAUGCAGGAACAGGGCCCGUAGGUUUCAUCCUCGAAAGCUUCUGCUCCUGCGUUCUGGACUUUUAUCGCAACAACAUCGGACCCUUCAAGCGGGACGCCUUGCAAGGGGUGUCUUUGCACUCGAUGUCCUUCUAUGAAUCAGCAAUUCACUACCACAAGCGCCACAAUGCCCUUGAGGAUGUGAGGGUCUUGAACACCCAGGCGAAGAUUUUCCAAAUUGGAGGUUUGUCACUGGCAGGUCUCCUUGGAUACUUGACUGUUGUUUACCGACUUCAGCUGCCACCCUAUGAAAACCCGGAUGAAAUGGAAUAUGUUCAUGAACCUUUCCCCUAUUGCGUCAUUGGGGGCGCCUUCGCUUUUUGGGUUGCCUUGCCCUUCGUCAAGAUCUUCGACGUAGUUUCAGAUGCGGUACUCUAUGCCAUGUGGACCGAAAAGUUGGCGCGACCUCCCCCGGAAGACGUCAUGGAAACUUUCAGGAACUGCGGAUGGACAAGAACAGUGCAGAAGAUGUCCCGCUACACUGGUUGUCAUUGUGGCAUGAACAGAGACGGCCUGCCCAUUCCAAAGGGGGCACCUCCCGGCAAGACUAUAGUCAACCCAGCUUUGCAGCGCCUGGCAUGAUCCAAUUAUAUUGUGAACCAUGG